AUGUUUGUGUGGGUUGUAGCGGAAAGAAUGUUGCAGUUAGAAAACGAAGGUCCUGUCACUCGACGGAAGAUAGUGUCAGCAGUAUAUUCGCUUUUCAAUCCCUUAGGCUUUAUUGCUCCGUUUGUUAUGAAGGCGAAGUUAAUACUGCAAAUGCUUUGUAGAAAAGGACUUGGAUGGGAUGAUCACAUUCAGGCGAACGAACUUUCGCAAUGGAAACGUUGGGUAGUUGAUCUCCCAAAGCUACAAGAAAUUCGGGUUCGCCGCUGUUUUAAACCUGCAGGAUUCAUAGAAGUUAAAGAUGUGAGUCUACAUAUUUUCUCCGACGCCUCUCGACUUGGCUAUUCGGCGGUGGCAUAUUUGCGUCUAAAGAAUGGAAACAACGAAAUACACUGCUCAUUUGUAAUUGGGAAGGCUAGACUCGCUCCAUUAAGGGAGAUUUCUAUUCCAAGACUGGAAUUAACGGCUGCCGUCAUUUCCGUAAGACUUUCGAAGAUUAUUCGAGAAGAAUUAGAUAUGGUAGUGCAAAGAGUUUGUUACUGGACAGAUUCAAUGUCAGUCCUCAAAUGUAUUAACAACGAAAGCAAAAGAUUUCACACAUUCGAGUCCAACCGUUUGUCAGUGAUUCGUAGUGGAUCGCACCCAUCCGAGUGGAAUUACGUGAACCGAGACGACAAUCCCGCCGAUGAAGGUUCCAAGGGCGUUAGAUUGGACGUGUUGAGAAAUAAAGGCCAAUGGUUAAAAGGUCCUGCAUUCCUUUGGGAGGAUGAAAGCCAUUGGCCGAAGGGAAUAACAAUUCCUGAAUUAAUGGAUGAAGACCGAGAGGUAAGGAAGGAAGCCCAAAUCUACGUGACUGCAGAACAGCCUCAUUUGUUGGAUAUGUUGAUUUCACGCCACUCCGUUUGGUGGAAGUUGAGGUGUUCUGUUGCUUGGUUGUUACGUUAUAAGGAUUAUCUUCUUAGCAAGGCGAGACAAAGGAAAGUUAUUUCUGGUCCUCAUUUGGAAUCGGAAUUUAAAGUUGGACGACUAACAAUGGAAGAAUUGGAUGCCGCCGAUAGGGAGAUCUUCGCACAUGUACAGAACACCACAUUUUCUCAAGAACUAAAACUGUUUGCAGUUCCAGGAAAUGGAAAGGAGUUUGACAAGGCACUACUCAGAAAAUCAGGAAUCUCCAUCCGACAAUUAAAUCCAAUGAUGGUGAACGGCUUACUAAAAGUUGGAGGCAGGCUUGGUAAUGCGCCAAUCAAUGGGAAAUCAAAACAUCCUAUUAUUCUACCCUUCAAGCAUCCCGUCACAGAUAUGAUAAUUCGUCAACAUCAUGCUGAAGUAGGUCAUAUGGGUCAAGAAUCCGUCUUAUCGUCACUAAGAAAGGAAUUCUGGAUAAUUAAAGGAAGAACAGCAGUUCGACGCGUAGUACGAAGUUGCCUAGCUUGUCAAAGAAGAAAGGCUCGUUUGGGUGAGCAGCUAAUGUCAGAUCUACCAAAAAGCCGAGUGACACCUCAAAAACCUCCUUUUACUAUAGUAGGAAUCGAUUAUUUUGGACCCAUGCUGGUGAAAAGAGGUAGAUCGUUGGUGAAAGGAUAUGGUUGCCUUUUCACAUGUUUCACGACCCGAGCAAUCCAUAUAGAAAUAGCUCAUUCCUUGGAUACAGACUCGAUGAUCAACGCUCUCAGGAGAUUUAUUAGCAUGCGAAUUUUGUUAGUGCUAACAAGGAAUUGA
This is a messenger RNA of Xenia sp. Carnegie-2017, 1716 nucleotides long. RefSeq lists its product as uncharacterized. NCBI's taxonomy places the organism in Eukaryota, Metazoa, Cnidaria, Anthozoa, Malacalcyonacea, Xeniidae. Gene Ontology annotation, molecular function: nucleic acid binding. The record is from RefSeq and is a predicted model, not a curated record. The coding region runs from base 1 to 1716 and encodes 571 amino acids. The transcript has a single exon.